AUACUUCCAAAUGUGAAAAUAUAAGCAUUUUUUUUUUUUUUACUGCAUUGAAAAUUAAUGAAACAGAAAAAUAAAACAUCAAUAUAAAAGCAAUAUAGUCAAUGAAUCUAAAAUAAUAUUAAAACAUAUUAAAUUAACUCAUUUAAAAAUAAGUUAAUUGAUUUCUUUAUAGUUGCUAUCUGUAUCACAAAUUUUAGUGAGCAUCGUCAAUUUUUAAGUUAUGGAUCUAUUACGAACGACGAACGUCAUCUGGUCAUCCGGACUCCGGAGGUAGUCACUUUAGGUCCUUUAUUAUCUAUUAUUUAAUAUUUUUAUUAAUAUUAUGUAUUCAACCAUUUCAUCUUGUCGUCUUCAUUUUCCUGACAAUUUCUAGAUUUUUCAAACGAUAUCCUCACACAAUGAUUGCCUCAAUUUCAAAAAUCUUGUUAGAUUGACCAUCUAUAGUGUAAAUGGUGUAAUGCUUCUAAUAUUUUUUUUUUUUUUUUUUUUUUUUUUUUUUUUAUUCAUAAUAUAUAUUUACAAUCUGUAUUUUAUUUUUAUACAAUAAGCAAAUUUGAUAGGUGCAUACAUAGCCUUCUAAUAUACCCUUAAAAAUAGUUAAAAUCACCCAAAGUAAAGUACCUAAUAAACUAAUAACUUUUCAUUGUUUUAGAUCAGUGGUACUUGAUUACAAACAAAACGGACUUAUCUGUUCAAUGUGUUAGAUAAAUCCAUAACUUAAGCAUUCUAUUUGUACCUCUUUUAAUUUUGGCACUCAUAUCGAUUUUAUGACUGGCAACAUUUUUCACGUUUUAAUUUAUUAGGUGACAUUUAAUAACGUCAGAUCACCUAAUUUCCUACGGACUCUAUAGUCAGUAUAGUCUAAUAGUCAUAAUACCUUAUUAGUGGCUUAGUCCGUUCGGUUUUUGAAUAUAGGUUCGUUCAGUUCAUUGUCUGGUCACUAACAUAACAAAAUUCACCAGAUAUAGAUCGUAUGCUAAAUAGGUUUUAUAAUCUUUGCUGGUUUUUGUCUCAAUAUCCUCCAUCUAUAAGUUAAACCUUAAAACUCAAUUAUCUUUCGGCUAGUUGCAAUACAUUUAUUUUCAAUUAAAUUUGAAAUCUGAAUUAGAGUUGAAUCGAUGCCUUGAGACUUAUUGAAUUACUUGAUAAUCCUAUUAAUCCUAGGCUUCGAGGUUCUUUUUAUUCCCCUAAUAGUCCUAACCAUAAUUAAAACUUGUCCAGAAAUACACUACUUGCAAAAAUUAUGCACAAACAAACUACCUAACUUUAAUACUUUUAGUACGAAGGCACAUACUUUAUUUUUUUCAUCAGUAAAAUGAUUUACAUCAUAUUUAUUUUUAUUAUUACUCAAAUUAUUAAUUAAUUAAGUAUAUUAUUAUACUAUAUAGACUAAAACAACUGUUAUAAAAUAAAAAAGGUAGGUAAGUGGGUACCGUUUUGCUGUACAUUAGGUAUCACUAUUUAUAUAGAUGUGUUAAAUUUAAAUUCAAUAAUAUAUCAUUGUAGGUAUACGAAAAACGAUUUUAAGUAGUAAGCGGAAACGGUCUAUUAGCCUAUAAUAGUAUAACACCAAUUGAUGUAUUUUUUAUAUAACUAUUAAAAUAAUUUAUUUUAGUAAGUUGAUUCGAAAAUAUUACAUAUUAUGCAUUUAUUAUAUCAUUAUUCAUUACUAUUUGAUUAUUAUAAUAAUGUAUGUGUAAUGUGUAUAGUCGUAAUGUCGUGUACCAAUACCAUAUUACAAUUAUAUCAACUUAUAUACCUGACACAAAAUUUAAUACCUACACACAACAUCUUUCAGUAAAUACCGUAAAACAGUAAAAAUAGAUUUAAAAAACUGAUGACAAGUAAUAAUAUAAUAUUUACUCUAUAAGAUAUAAGGUAACAAGAAUUAAAAAAAGUGUUUUCCUUAAUAUUAGUAUAUGAAUGUCUGAUUUUUAAACAAAGUUCAAAGUUGGAUAAAACUCAAAAAUUUUUGCAAUUCACACCCUUUACGGUACCCAAUUUACACGUUUCAUUCGCAAAUAUAAUUAAACACUGACCAUAUUUAUUAAUAUACAAAUGUAAAUUUAUAUUAUAAGUGUAAAAAGUUAUCUCAAAAGUUCAACACAAUAAUUGGUCUAAUUACUCUAAAUUUUAAUUAGUAAUAUACCUAUGUGUAUAAUAUAUAUAUCAAAAAAAAUGAGAUGGUUAAUACGAUGAAACAUAUCUUUCACACGCUGUAGUGGGCGAUUUGGUACAACAAUAUUACUUCAUUAGACAAGGUGUAAGUGCAAUACGGCCGGACUGAGUUUGUUUACAAUGUUUACGUAUCCGACAUACACAUACAUUAUUAUAAAUUAUAAUAUUUUAGUCAGUGGUUUUACAUGGCUAUAACAAGUCUGCAGCUGCUGCUAUAGACAACCAGCUCAAUCGUCUUUAAACUUCGGCGGUACCUAUCGGCUAUCCCGGUCAUUAACAGCUAGAUUGAUAAUACAGAAGUGAUAAUAACUAUCAUAAGUUUGAAUUAUCAAUUAUCUUCAAAUAACAUUUCGUAUCAAUCGUAUCGUACGCUAUUAUACAUACACGACUGUUAUAGUACUAUAAUAUAAUAGUUGUUAUAGUUAGUACUUCGGCCUUCGGGAACAUUGAGAGUCGCUAGUCGCUGUAGUGCUGUACGUUAAUGAUACAAUACUGUCGUGCUGCUCUUUAGAUAAAUAUUUCAUUUUGUACAUUUAUUUACCGUUCAUAUAAUGAAUACGUCCACACAAUACAGUAUGCGUUGGGAUGAUUUUUCAUCCCAUUUCACAAAUGAAUUUGUGUCUCUACGGAAUGACGAACAAUUCGUUGAUGUCACACUAUGUUGCGACGAUCAAUUCAUUAAAGCUCACAAAGUUAUUUUAUCAGCAUGCAGUCCUUAUUUUAAAAAAAUACUUAUGAUGAAUCCAUCGAAACAUGUCACAGUUAUUAUGCACAACGUGGAGUAUGAACUCAUGAAAACUUUAGUUGAUUUUAUGUAUUUAGGAGAAGUACUUGUAAAUCAAAAUAAUGUUGAUAGGUUCUUUAAAUUAGCCAAGACAUUCAACAUAAAAGGAUUUCAAAAUGGAUUCAAUAAAAAUGAAAGUUCAAUUUUGCCUUCUUUAUGUGAAAAUGUAGAGCAAGAUGUGCCAAAAAAUGAUGUUAUUGAUUCUAUGGAUAAUCAUGAUGAUGGAUUAUUUGCUAAUCAACUAGAUCAACUCAAUCAACUUGUGAAUCCAAAUGAAAUAAUUAAACGGAGAAAAAUAGACACAAAUUAUUGGCAACAAUCUACUGAAACAACUCCGUCAACACAACCUGAAAAACAAAGAUGUCAUUCUUUGGAUCCACGGCCAUGUCCAGAAUGUGGUCGUCAAUAUAGCAGUUUAUCUAAUUUGAGACAACACAUUGAAUUAAUUCAUAAACCUGGUUGUGUUGUUUGUCCUUUAUGUGGUAAAACAUUCAAAAAUAAGCUUUACCUACGGCGGCAUUUUAUUAGUUUUCAUGAAAUGUUACCAUCCAAAGUACAAAAUACAUCUGAUCCAGGUACACCUUACACUUCAACUCCAUUACAUUAUCAAUCUGAUCAAAACCAACAAAGAUUACAAAUUAAAGAACAGUCUAAUACUCAACAGUUAAGUUCUACUUGUUUUGAUCAAAGUAUACAUCCACGUUAAGUAAAGCUAAAUGACAAAUGUAAACUUACUUUUUUUUAAUAAUUGUUGUUAUUGUAUUAUUAUUGAGUAUUAUCAAAGACCACAAAUUAAAGCGUCUUAUUGUAAAUUAAAUAUUGACUUUUUAUGUGCAAUUAUAUUAAAUGUAAAUAAUUUAUUCUUUAUUAAAAAAUAUGAUAUUUUUUGCAGGCACAUGUUCAGUGAGUUUAUAGGGUCCAAAUCCUCCAGAACAUUUUCUAUGAUAUGCAUUUUUUGAUUUUUUUAAAGUAUUAUAAUGAUAUUUGGAAUCAAAACCCCCAAUUCUCCUUAAUAAAAUUCUGGCUAUGUGCCUGAUUUCAUGAUCUCUAAAUUAAGUAUUACAAUACUUUACAUCUUCUAUACAAACCAAGAAUUAUAUUUAGCCUGUAUCUAAUAUUAUUUAUUAUUUAUAAAACCAUUAAAUAUGGUGCUAAUAUUUGUUAUCCAAAUAGAUUAAAAUAUUUAAAUCUUUUAAUAUCAUAGUUUAAACAAUUUAAAAAUGAAUGUAUAAAUAUUGUUUAUUAGAUACUUAUCAUUGUCUUCUAAAGAUAGAUAAUGCUACUAAUAUAUUUAUAUUAACUAACAAUGUAUCACCAUUUAUAACCCUUAUUUGGAUUACUAGACAAAACCUACUGAUUAGCUUCUAUAAUUAUAAUUUAUUAUAGUAUAUUAAUUAUGGUUUUAUAAUGACUUAACAUUUUUAAUUUAUUCAAAUACUUACUGCAGUUAUGUAGAACUAUGAAACAAAAGUUUAUUAGUAUAUUAUAAUUAAUAUCUCCAUGGUCAAUAUUUUAUAUUUUAUUUUAAUGUAUUUUCAUAAUUUAUGUAUAUGUUGUGGAUUAAAAUAAAUUUACAUAAUGCUAAAUUAGCAAAAUGUCCAGGAAAUAUGAUAAAUAAUUUUGCAACUAAUAUGAUCAUUCAAAAAAUAAAAUACAAUCAUACAGCUAUCUAAUAAUUACAUUAAUUUACAAUAAAUUUGCUUAAUUUAAUAUGCAAAAUCUUGAUAUAUUUUUUAAAUUUUUUGAUUAUUAUUAUUUUACUUAUUUUAAUAUAGUAAGCUUUUAUAAUGAUUAGAACUACAUAUAUAACCAAUAUAUUUAAAAUAUUGAUACUUUCAUUUUACAAAUAGCAUUCUUUAAAUCAAAAUCAACUAUUUCAGAAAUGGAUUCCCUUUAAAGAUUCUACCAUGUUUAAAGCUCAUUUAAUGUCACAAUUAAAUUAUACUAUAUUAAAAUUUAUUUUUGACCUGCCUUUUAAACUUAAUUUAAUCAUAUAGUAAUACAACUACUAAACUAUUACCUAGUAAUAUCAAAAGUAAAGUCAGAAAUAUAAUUGUCUUGAGUUACUUUUUGCACUUAAUCCAUAACAUAUACAUGUAAUCUUUUCAAAAUAAGAUCAGUAAUGGCCAACUGGUACACAAGAACGAAGUUUUGACCUUUCGGUUAUAUUGUACUGAUCUCAUUUUGAAUUUAGUAAAUAAAUAUCAUAUAAUGCACCAAAAUAAGAUAUAUCAAAGUUAAUACUUGUCAUAUAAUAAAUUGUAAUUUUAUAUUGUAUAAAUGUAUAAUAUUGUUAAUUAAUUUUAAAUUCAAAUUCUUUUAAUUAUGUUAUAUUUUUCUUGAUUAUAUAAUAUGGUUUCAAAAAUACAAUUUUUGAACCUCUUUGUAGUUACUUUUAUAAGUUGUAAAUUAUAUAGAUAAUAAAUUUGUAUAAAUAUAAAAUAAAAUAAAUACAAUUAUUCAAUUAAUAGGUAAUUAUGUUGUAUUAUAUAAAUUACUUUUUAAAUUGAUAUGUACGUUUUAAAGUAUAACAAUUUACUUUAUUUUGACAUAAAUGAAAUUGAGAAAUA
This is a messenger RNA of Rhopalosiphum padi (bird cherry-oat aphid), 5532 nucleotides long. Its product is annotated as protein abrupt-like. Gene Ontology annotation, biological process: regulation of transcription by RNA polymerase II. The transcript has 4 exons. NCBI's taxonomy places the organism in Eukaryota, Metazoa, Arthropoda, Insecta, Hemiptera, Aphididae. The record is from RefSeq and is a predicted model, not a curated record. Gene Ontology annotation, cellular component: nucleus. The coding region runs from base 2730 to 3668 and encodes 312 amino acids. Gene Ontology annotation, molecular function: protein binding.